This is a messenger RNA of Prorocentrum cordatum, 1485 nucleotides long. The record is from the annotation of a GenBank genome assembly. NCBI's taxonomy places the organism in Eukaryota, Dinophyceae, Prorocentrales, Prorocentraceae.
AUGGGGCCCGAGGGUUGCAGCGUCGGCGCGCUGUUCCUCUGCGCCGCGUUCAUUGACUCGCUGUUCGAGACGAAGGCUUUGACGGGCGCGGCGCAAUUCAUGACCAACAUGGGCAUGGAUUCUAGCAAGCGCUUGCCACAUUCCCGUUAUCUGGCCCAAGGGAUCCGGGAGCUGCCGCGGCCGCGGCCGAUGUCGGUCAACCUGCAGGACGGCAGCGCCGAUGCCGGAGUGGACUCGGACACCCCCGCGGCGAGGUCUUUCUGCGGCCUGCGCACCUCGUGGUCCGUGCAGCACCCCGCGACCUCCGACAUCCUGGGGAUACCCUCCACCAAGAACCACACCGCGACGCCCGUGGGCGGCGAGGUCUACGUCUUCGGGGGCUACGACGGCCAGAAGAACCACAACGAGCUGUACGUCUUCGGCCUCGCGUCGAUGGAGUGGAGGCAGCCGCAGGUCGGGGGCGCGAAGCCCAGCGGCAGGAACGGCCACUCCGCCACGCUGCUCCAAGGCGGAUCGAGCAUCCUGAUCCUGGGCGGCUGGCUGGGCAACGGCCCGCUCGCGGCAGGCGACGUCCACAUGCUGGACCUCUGCCCGCUGAGCUGGGCGAGGCCGCGGCUCUCUGGGGAGCCCCCAGGGCCCUGCAACAUGCACACGGCGGACAUCAUAGGCCGGAACCUCCUCGUCUUCAGGGGCGGGGACGGCCGGGCGUACCUCAACGACCUGCACGGGCUGGACCUGGACACAAGCACCUGGUACUCGGUGAAGACGAGCGGGGAGAGGCCGCCGCCGCGGGCGAACCACGCGUCGGCCGUGGACGGCUUCCGGCUCUACAUCUUCGGGGGCUGGGAUGGCACGAAGCGGCUGAACGACCUCUACGUUCUGGACGCCGGCGGCGCGCCGAAGCCGCCAUGGAGCAGAAAAGGGAGCGCGCCACAGGCGAGGGCGGGGAUGACCCUGUCCGUCGUGCGGGAUUACCUGUACCUCUUCGGCGGCUCCGGGCACACCACGCGUUGCUUCAACGACGUGCACGUGUACGACCCGAAUGAGCGGGCCUGGUUCCUCUGCGGGGGUAUUGCCAACGAGCCCGCGGCGCCAGAGCGCCGGGCGGGCCACGUGGCCGUGGUGGUCGACCGGCGGCUCUUCAUCAGCGGCGGCGCCUGCGGCGCGCAGUACUACGGGAAGGGGAAAUGGUUCAUCCUUGACACCGACGCGCCGCCAGCCAUGGAGCUCGCCACGCCGCCCCUGUGUGCCGAGUCGGUGCGGAGGGUGAUGAGCGAUCACUUGAAUAACCAGCAGUUCUCGGACGUCGUCUUCGUGGUCGAGGGCCGCCGCCUGUACGCGCACCGCGUCCUGCUGACACUGUUCUCGGACUACUUCCGUCGCGCUUUCGCGUGCGGCAUGCGGGAGACGUUCGAGCCAGAGAUCGUCAUCGAGGGCAUAUCGCACGAGACCUUCCGGGUCCUCCUCCUCCUCUUCUUCCUCUGA